GGAUUGUUGGGUAUGACUUGUAGCUCUGCAUGUUUUAAUCAUGGUGUCGAAACUACUCCAUGUUCCAGCCCCAACCUUACUUCCUCUGUAGAGUUUAGCGGAUUGUAGUUAGUCUGGGUGUCGGUGAGUGUGUGUGAGAGUGUGUAUAUGUGUGUGUGUGUGUAAAGUGUGUUUUCUGAACGGGUUUCACUCUAACAGAGGCUGAUCCGGGGGAGCAGGCCUGCACUGAGGCGAGGCCAUGGCAGAUUUUUCGCUUGCCGAUGCAAUUGCGGAUGACGCUCCCAGUCAAGCGCCCAGAAAUGCUAAUAUUAACCCAUCUGCCCCUGUAAACGGGGCUCCCCCUGCCACCAAUCCUGGCUGGCCUGGUGCAGCGCCGGGUGGCCCCAGCUUCCCACCGUCUGGUGGCCCAGCCCAGCCUUCUGCACCCGGUGGCUUCCCUCACUCUGGCCCUGGUGCCCCAGGUUCCUUCCCCCCUGGCCCUGGGGCUCCUCCAGGGCAGUAUCCCAGUGCCCCUUCUGCCCCAGCUGGAUACCCCCCUGGCCCUGGUAUGCCCGGACUGCCUCCCCAAGGACCGGGCCAGUUUCCUCCAGGUGGAGCACCCAUGCCAUACUCUGGGGGGCAGUUUCCCUCAAUCCCAGGGGCUCCACAGGGACCGUACCCGAACGUGCCUUACCCAGCCGGACCCCCAGCCCCAGGCAUGUACGGCCCUGGCGGCCCUGCAGCCUUUCCACCAGCUGGGGGCCCUGCGGCCUUUCCCCCUGCUGGGGGGCCUGGACCAGGCUUCCCUGGGGGUGCUUUUCCUCCGUUGCCCCCUGGCUCAUGGGGUGUGCCUGGAGGGGGCUUCCCUCCCCAACCCGGACCACCAUCGGGAUAUGGACCUGGACCCAUGGGGCCUUAUGGAGGGCCUGGUGCUCCUGGAGGCAUGCUGCCAGUACCGUAUGACCUGCCACUCCAUGCAGGGAUAAUGCCCAACCUCCUCAUCACUAUAGUAGGAGAACCUGUUCCUGGAGCAGACAGGUUUCAUGUGGACUUUGUGAAAGGCCCUGACGUGGUGUUCCACUUUAAUCCUCGCUUUCCUGAGCAGACCAUCGUCAGGAACUCAAACCUUGGGGGCUACUGGGGUCCGGAGGAGAGAGAGGGGGGCUUUCCUUUUGUGCAGGGCAGACAAUUUGAGCUGAAGAUCCUGGUGGAGGAGGAUGUGUUUAAGAUUGCUGUGGAUGGAGUUCACCUGCUGGAGUACGAGCACAGAGUGGGGGGGCUGGAGGAGGUCACACUGGUACGGGUUAUGGGAGACAUCACACUGUACAGCAUCGCACCCAGCAUGAUCUAACACACACGUACACACAGUGAACAUUUCGUCAUUUAUGAAAAUUCAGAAGACGUCAAAGUGUACCCAAACCUGUUCCUCCUGAAAUCUCUGUGUUGCAUUAUGGGAUGGAUCACCAUGAAACUGUGCACUGGAGAAUACGACCGAAGCAGCAUGUCGCCCGGGUCUCUCUGGUGUGCUGGAAGAUUUAAUGCUGGCUACAAACCGCAUACUUUACUUGCUAUCUUUGGACAUUUUGAUGCUGCCUUCAAUUCCUGUCAGAAAUAUCGUAUUUACGAGAUGAACACAUGAACAUAUAACCACAUGAACGCCACCACAAAUUUAUUUAGAUAAGCCCUGAAUUUCCCAGUUGGGGGCGUGUCAGUAACAAUAAAAAAAAAUUAAUUACGUUUAUUUAAAUGGAUAAAUAAAUUCAAUAAAUUGAUGCAGACAGUUCAUAUUGUAAACUGCUUAACACUUAAACACUUGCAGGUUGUUAUUAGCUAACUAAUAAAAUCACUAGCAAUAUGUGAUUUUUUUUAUUAUUCGCUUCAGUAGUGAAAAACAAUAUAUAAAUAAAUGAACAAAAGGAUUUUCCUAAUGGCUUCCAUUGACAUUCGAGCGCAUGUCAAGUGGUAAUUAAGACCUCCAACCUUGUAAGUAGGAAUUUCUGAGGAGGACUUGAACGCAGCAUGAGUGUGUUUACAUGCAGAUAAUAGUAUGAUCACUGAGGAGAAUUAUAUUUCUGCAAUAGUAAUUUCAACAUAUUUUCAGUAAUCUGUAAUCAGUAAUCAGAGUUUAUUAGAUGUGAAAUGUGUGUACAUAACUAAAAUAAGUAAAUUAACUAAAUUAGGGAAAAAAAUGUCUGGAGAGAGAAUUGGCUAUAUUCAAUGCUUUUAGGGAGCUUGAUAUGUUGAGUUAUAUUGAGUUAUGUUGUUUGGGAGUUAGAUGAUGAUUACUCAGCUUCAUGACCUCAAUAAGGUGAGAAAUACGGUGUGAAAUGGAAUUGGGUUGUAGUUCAACAUGAGUUUGAACUUUUGUUGAAUAGCCUACCUCGCCCUUCCCCAGCAUUUUAAAAUACAGCACUUUUAGCUGAUGCUCCCAACAGUCUUACAGUGCUAAUGAUAGGGGCAUAGCAUUGCCCAUUGAAUAAAUCACUUUUUUACACCAUUAACAAGCUUAAAAGUAGCUCCAAACUUCAUUAUCAUUAGUAGAAGUUUGAGGGCUGUUCAACAAAUGUUGUGCUGGUUGUCAUGUUUCAUUACACCUUAAGUCUAUUUUACACUGGAUUUCUCCUUUAAAUGCAAUCAAAUCCUCACAGCAACAGUGCUCCUAAAUAUAAUAAAAGCCUCACCUGGACAGUAGAGACAGUUACUCUGAUAAAAGAAUCAAAAAUAACUAUUCUAAUACCACUGAUUUGGGAAGAAACUGUGAAAAACAGGUGUCUCUUAUAUUUUAUCCAUGUAGUUUAUAUAAAACAUAUGAGGCAAUUCAGGAAACAAUUUUAGAAAAAACUAAAAUAUUCCUCUUAGUCCUCUAAUUUUUUUUGAUUGAAACAUUUGGUAGAACUGAAUAAAAUGUAUGAUAUUUUUAUUUCUGUUGUUUAAAGUAAAUAGUCUCUAAUGAUUUGGCUCCAAAUCACACAGAAAAUGUUAAUGACAAAUCAUUAAUGUGGCACUGUUUUACAGUUAAAAUGUUUUACAAUUGUUUAGCUGUUUUUAAUUGUUACUGUUCCAGGAAACUUGUCUUUAUUCUGUUUUGUUUCUCCUAUAGACAUAUAUAUAUAUAGACAUAUAUAUAUAUAUAUAUAUAUAUAUAUAUAUAUAUAUAUAUAUAUAUAUAUAUAUAUAUAUAUAUAUAUAUAUAAAUGAAAUCAGUUAGAUGUAAGGUGAAAACUUCAAAUUAUGAGUCACAUUUUUUUAAAUACUAUAACAGAUUUAAUCGGGUAAAAGAAACGGGAUAUUGGUGUGUAAAUGAAUCGUCUGAUAACUAACAGAAUCUGAUAAUGAUCAGAGUAUACGUGUGCAUGUAAACACUCUCAGUAGGUACACAAGCAUCUCUGUUCUCUGUUGUUUGACUGAACCACUAAAUUUAAUCUGGACUAGAACCAUAGAUACACAUAUUAGAGACCUGUCAUGAAGCUCUAACAGCAAAGUAUACUCCUAAGGUGAUGACACUAAAAUGCUCUUUAUUUUGCAAUACACUACACAGUAUCAGUGGGCUUUUUAACUUUCUAAAAAGAAGGAUGUCUAAUUUCUCAUAAUGUUUCAUUUUUAUUGCUUUUAAAAUAUACACAGUGCUAAUCUUUGCUAUGCCAGUGGUAUUUCAGUGGUAAGCUAACAGUGGUGCACAUUCACUUUCCCUCACUGACAUUAACACUGACUAAAGCUGCUGUACUUUAAACAUUAGCUAGUUGUAUAUCUGUGUUCUUACAGGGACCAUGUUAAAAUGACAUCAGAAUUUAAAUCUAAUAUGUGUAUCUAUGUUUAGAAGGGUUCUUUAUUUCAGAAACAUGAGAUUGAUCCACUCAAGCUGACAAACAAACACGGCUGUAGUUUUUAGUGCUGUGAUUUCUCUGUGCUGGUUCACUCAGCCUCCACUAUUUAGCAUGCAUACAAAUAUAGGACUGUUUAUAUUUCUUACUUUAGUGAAAUGCCAGAAAUUAGCUCUUUGCCAAUAAGGUACAGUGAAUCUGAUGCUGCACUGAAUUAGCUUUAGACGUGCUCCUCUCUGAGGGUGACGAACACGUUUAGAGUUUAUUCAGUGUGCUGUUUUCUCUGUACGGCAGCUGAUGAAGUGCAUUUAUACGUGUUUGUUUUGCUGCAGUUCAGUGAAACUCUGCUGGAAAUGUCCUCGCUGCGUAAAAACUGUGUGCUGGUGUGAUUUCUGGCGUUCAGAGACUGAUUAGAAACUGUCUCCUGUCUUUUUCUAACCAUAUGAAGAUGAAAUCCUGUGUAGAAAUGUUUCACUCAGUCAGUUAAAGCAGGAAACUAAUUGCCAAAGACUUUACAGUAGAAUUUACUGAAUGUUUGGAAUAAAGUAUUUAAACUAC
Molecule: messenger RNA, 4358 nt
Organism: Astyanax mexicanus (Mexican tetra)
Lineage: Eukaryota; Metazoa; Chordata; Actinopteri; Characiformes; Acestrorhamphidae
Gene: lgals3a
Product: lectin, galactoside binding soluble 3a
Exons: 6
Coding region: 239-1330 (363 amino acids)
Biological process (GO): positive regulation of calcium ion import; monocyte chemotaxis; macrophage chemotaxis
Cellular component (GO): nucleus; immunological synapse
Molecular function (GO): IgE binding; carbohydrate binding; laminin binding
Source: RefSeq, a predicted model, not a curated record